This is a messenger RNA of Gadus chalcogrammus (walleye pollock), 2472 nucleotides long. RefSeq names its product ADP-ribosylation factor-like 4aa (gene arl4aa). The transcript is spliced from 2 exons. NCBI's taxonomy places the organism in Eukaryota, Metazoa, Chordata, Actinopteri, Gadiformes, Gadidae. Gene Ontology annotation, biological process: intracellular protein transport; vesicle-mediated transport. Gene Ontology annotation, cellular component: cytoplasm. The record is from RefSeq and is a predicted model, not a curated record. Gene Ontology annotation, molecular function: GTP binding; GTPase activity. The coding region runs from base 221 to 835 and encodes 204 amino acids.
GCGUUGGGCGGCGCUCGCGGGCCUGACAUAGUACGGCGGGUUGCUAGAACGACCGAACAGGCAAACAGCUCUCACACACGCUGUCCACCCGCCUUCUACCAGCGGUAGGCCUACCUGCUGCCAUUGAUUCACUUUGUUCGGAGGGAAUACAAACCUAACCCGAGGAUAACCUACUGAUCGGAAUAAACUAAAACAAUCCCUUCCUCAUGAAAACAAAAUCAUGGGGAAUGGAUUCUCAGAACAACCCGGUUUCCUGCCCUCCGUCCCCUUCUUCCAGUCCUUUCACAUGGCCAUCCUGGGCCUGGACUCUGCCGGCAAAACCACCACGCUGUACCGGCUGCGCUUCAACGAGUUCGUCAACACCGUGCCCACCCGGGGCUUCAACGCCGAGAAGGUGAAGCUGUCCCUGGGGGGGCACCGUACCGCGGCCACCUUCCACUUCUGGGACGUGGGCGGCCAGGAGAAGCUGCGGCCGCUGUGGAAGUCGUACACUCGGGGCGCCGACGGCAUCGUGUUCGUGGUGGACUCGGUGGACGGCGAGCGGCUGGAGGAGGCCAAGACGGAGCUGCACCGCAUCGCCAAGACCAUGGAGAACCUGGGCGUGCCCGUGCUGGUGGUCGCCAACAAGCAGGACCUGAGGAACUCCCUGACGCUGGCCGAGAUGGAGCGGGGCCUGGCGCUGAAGGAGCUGGGGCCCGGCACGCCGUGGCACCUGCAGCCCGCCUGCGCCAUCACUGGGGACGGCCUGCGGGAGGGCAUGGAGAAGAUCCACGACAUGAUCCUGAAGCGCCGCAAGGCCCAGCAGCAGCUGCAGCAGCAGAGGAGGAAGAGGUGAUCCCGGAGUCACUUAUUGGGAAAGAAAAACAGGACUUUUAAAGGAAGAACCGAUCAUGUAUAUGUCUCUAAAGUAAAGCGUGAGAUAUGUUGAUCAAUGUGAAGGACCCGGGAUGUAUCCUUGCCUCGGCUGCGUGGAUCUGUUUCCGCUACAGUAUAUGUUGAACGUGCUGAGUUUUAUCAGUUCAGAUUUGAGCUCUACUACUUACCCCCGUCCCCCCCACACACACACACACCACCCUGAUCCCCAAUGCUGGGAUAGCUGCUGACCAGGAAAGUGACUCUUGAGGAAAACAGUUGGAUGAUGAUGAUGAGGAUGAUGAUGUUUUUGAAAAGGAAGGAUGUUGAAAUGUUCCAAGGGUUCGGAGCGUGAGGCUCCAGAGGUUGUAAGGGCCAGAGUGGUUGGGACGGAGAAAGAAUUUGCGGACGAUGUACGAAGGAUUAAUUGAAUGGCUAUUCUGAAAACGUGACCAAAAGUGAUGUAAAAGAUUCUUGAGAUGGGUGUAGAACAGUCAUGAAGAUGUGGACCUUGAUGCACCGAACAGGCAGAGGCAAGUGGCCAUUUUGUUCACCCCCCCCCCCCCCCCCCCCCCCCCUUGCUCCUGGCGAACAAACUGUGAACACUAGAGGAAUCCAAUAUCCCAAACACACCCCUUUCAAUGUGGAUCUUGUGUUACUUUUCUUUGUUUAAAAUCAUUGUAUAGUUUUUUUUUUUUGUUGUACUUUACUCUUUAUAAGUGUUGCAACAUGACAUUAGUUUACCUGCUGCCGCAAUACAUUGUUUACCUUGUCCAAUUGUCAAAAAGCACUUUACACUAUCCCAUAGUGUUUCACUGUUUAAAAAAAAAACGAGCAUUUCAUGUCAGAGUUUAACAUUCAGGCUUGUAGGCUCCUGCGAGAUGCUAGUGUGUAUAGUUGGAUCUUCAUUGGCCACACUGCCAUCAGGUAGAUUAAUUUAUGCAUCAUCUUUUCUGAAAUAAAAUCUAUUAAGAGCAAUCUCCCUAACGGUGUGAUAUUACUUUUAAGGCUCUCUUGGUAUAAAGUAGCAGGUGCCGUCAAGUACUUUGGUGACCAACGCAGCUUGAAAGAAUUCAGAUUUAUCUGCUAAAGUCCAAAAUGGGAAAAUUAGAUUUUUCCAAGGCCUAGAUGGAAUCAAGUAAUUUGUUCAAUUCAGUCGUCAUUCAUUCAUCACUGAUUUAACCGACCAGCUGUUCUGCUGUGAGUGCUAUAUUUAGAGCGUGGAGACUGAUGCAAGUUAGUGAAAUGUUUACUGAAAAGCUCAGGGAACCAGGAUGGGGUUAUGAUGAACCAUUCCUUAAAAUCAAAUCUUAACCUUCUUCAUAGAAAAUCUCUUGCCAACACGUUAUUUUAAUUUGUUAGAAUUUAUCACGGUUUGAUUAAAUACCCUGACAUGCACUAGUGACUGUAAUGUAUAGCCUACUGUAGCACUGCAUGAAGAAGCUAAUGGCUAGUUACUCAGUCCUCCAAGAUGUGUGAAGACACUGGCAGGAUAGAGGGUAUAUUGUGUAUUUCUUUAGCAAGGUGAACGAGUAUUUAGUACUUGUUAGCGAUCAGUCUCUCUUUCUCCAUCUCCCUAUCUCUCUUCUCACUCUCUAUCCAUCUCUCCCUCUCCAUCUC